UGGGAAGCAUGCAGAUUCGCUGCCACACUUCGCCGUGCGAUCUUCAAAGAACACCUUGGUUUGAUAGACGAGACGGAUCAUGAAAGUGUAAAUCAUGAAUCUUUCCCACCAUCAAUUAAAGACAACAUUUAUACUUAUCAGAAAUUUGGUUAUGCGGACAGGAUUGUUGAGGACCCCGUUUCCAACAAAUUUUAUCACGAUCAUUGGUUACGCAUUGCUAAUGUCAACACCGAUGUUUUUCGAAAUGUUUUUCACUGCAUUCCUGAUGAUUCGGUUACCAACUGGGAUGAAUAUAAAAUGUUUAUUCCCAAUCAUUCAAAAAUACCGGUUGGUCAUAUUUGCGAGGAAGCAAGAGAAAAUUAUUCCAAGGCCAAGGCAGAAUUGUCAAAGAUCAAAGGUCACUUGGUCUUGUUCCCAUUAGAAUUUAUGAAUAGG
Acaulospora colombiana is the source of this 435-nucleotide messenger RNA. NCBI's taxonomy places the organism in Eukaryota, Fungi, Glomeromycota, Glomeromycetes, Diversisporales, Acaulosporaceae. The record is from the annotation of a GenBank genome assembly.